Molecule: messenger RNA, 1072 nt
Organism: Alternaria alternata
Lineage: Eukaryota; Fungi; Ascomycota; Dothideomycetes; Pleosporales; Pleosporaceae
Exons: 2
Coding region: 239-1072 (277 amino acids)
Source: RefSeq, a predicted model, not a curated record
CUGAGAAGCCACUCCUAAGGGACUAUGUUAAGGACUUGGCGAAAGUGGUGGCGUUGUAUCUAUUACUGCGGCUGAAUGCGCUAGGACUUCACCAUCAAACCUACCUGAAAAAUCAUGCCGUCUGGACUGUUGCGUAUAUAGACUGGCUGAAUUGACAUAGUGAUAGUUGCAAUUUCUGGUAACUGUUGAAUUUCGACUGUACCUGGCAGUAAAAGGUUCAGUGUCAUUGAUUCGCAUCAUGAAGUCUCAGAAUACCUUCCGUCCUGCGAUCCUCCAUCCUGCGUUGCUGAUAACGCUAUUCAUUAUUUCUUUGCACGUCUAUACUACCACGCAAGAUUACAACAUUUUCAAGACUAUUACCGUUGUUGAAACCCGUCUGGCCAAUAAACACAGACAAAUCGAUACUCAGCCUGUUGUCCGCGCUCCUGAGUCGGAUUUAUCUUUGGCACCUGAUCUGCCCAUGACGGAUUCCGAAGACGCCAUCCCUCAGACCUCGACACUCACGUCCUGCGAUUCUUGCCCAGUAUUCACAGCGGAUCGUAGCGCCUAUCUCAGGAUCGAGACACCAACUGCAACCGAAACUGCCGUGGAAACAUCCGCACCACCUGAUGGCGCCUAUCUCAGGAUCGAGACAUCAACCGUAACUACAAUUCCCGUUGAAACAUCCGCGCCACCUGAUAGCGCCUAUCUAAGGAUCGAGACAACAACCGCAACUACAAUUUCUCCUCCAAACUUCACAGCAGCUAGUAGCGCCUAUCUAAGAAUCGAUCCAUCAACCGCAACUACAAUGCCCAAUAGCACGUCGCCCGCACCAAAUUCCUAUCUUCGGAAGCAAAACGGCCACAUCCGUAGUACAUGGGAGUACUUCCAAGGAGCCUAUCUUCCAACGCUUCUAUCCGUAAUGUUCAACGUCCCAUGGGUUAUCCUGAGCCGUGAGACCGCGUCCAUGGAACCUUUCUACUGUCUCGCGUCAUCAGGCGGGGCUGCUGCCGAGCGAGCUCUGACCAUCAGUAUGAUCUCCCCCAUAUCGCCACUCUUGGCCAUGGGAAGUGGACAAUGGACACGGUUAUGA